Molecule: messenger RNA, 1317 nt
Organism: Histoplasma mississippiense
Lineage: Eukaryota; Fungi; Ascomycota; Eurotiomycetes; Onygenales; Ajellomycetaceae
Exons: 10
Coding region: 1-1317 (438 amino acids)
Molecular function (GO): flavin adenine dinucleotide binding; oxidoreductase activity, acting on CH-OH group of donors
Source: RefSeq, a predicted model, not a curated record
AUGGCAGAGAGCGAAGCAGAUAUCAUCGUUGUAGGAGGGGGAACGGCGGGUUUGAUUACUGCCGGCCGUCUGGCUCAGGCUAAACCGGACCUCUCGAUAUUGGUGAUUGAGGCGGGAGCUAAUUAUCGAGGUAACCAGAUGGUGGUCAACCCAGCGAUAUACCUUUCGCAUAUCGCGCCGACGUCGACGGUCGCCAAGUUCUACAAAUCCAAGCCCAGUGAUUACCUUGCAGGACGAGAGGCCAUUGUCUCGACUGCUAACAUCCUUGGAGGAGGCAGUUCCAUAAAUUUCAUGGUCUAUGCCAGGGCCCAAGAAGUAGAUUUUGAUGAUUGGAACACAGAGGGUUGGAGGGGAAAGGAUAUGAUACCGUUCCUUCAGAAGAUCGAGCGAUUCCAAGAUAGAGAUCCCGAAAUAGAUAAAUCUAUCCAUGGCUACAACGGGGAGCUGAGCAUUUCGGCGGGAGGGACAUACGUGCAGGACUCGUUCCAGAAAGUUUUCUUCAAAGCUUGUGAAGAGAUUGGUAUCAAGAAGGUUCCAGAUGUACAGGAUUUCAAGACGGCAAAUGCUGUUGGAGAUCACAAUGCUAUCUUUUAUUCAUACUCCUCAAAAGCGACAGCGGAAGAAACACUAGAUGGGCUACUCACUGGCCGCCUCACUUUCGAAAAAGCAGUGGAGCAAAAGGCUGCCAAUUCCUGCUUUGGCAAAUCAGUCACCGAUAUUCCAGAGUUUAAUACCGGCUUUCUCAACCACCCUGUGGAUACUGCCAUAUACAAUGGUCCCCACAGUAUUGGUCAUCCCAUAUUUCCGCCCGGGUCAAAGGCAGACCCCGAGAUAGUCGACGCAGCUUCUAAAGCCCAGGGAUACCCAGCGCCGAUAGAAUACUCUGAAGCAGACAACAAGGUCAUUGAACAGUUCAUCCGCGAGAAUCUCACCACUACAUGGCAUAGUAUGGGCACCUAUCUGUCGAUAUGCCCUGCCAAUGUUGCCGCAAACACGUACUCAACGGCGCUUGCUAUUGGGGAGAAAGCUGCGAGCAUUAUCGCGAGGGAGUUGGGAAUCUCUGCGUAUUCAACACAAAAGCGGUUUUUCCCCCCAGGUGAACUGAAGGACGCAAGCUCCAAGGGCAAAGCGGGCGGGUUGCUGGCAUGGCAGCGCGACCCAAGGGCCAUCGCAAACCUUCUCACCCCUGUACCGGUUCCAAGCGGCGCUAUUUUGCAAUUGAUUUCCAUUGUCGGGAAAGCAGGAGUUGAGUGGAGAGGAGACCACCAGGACGCCGAAACCCAUGCCCAGGAACGAAAAUCGACAAGGUCCGGGUAG